AUCAUCGCGAGUCGCGCACGCUUGAAGUCCAGUGGAAGCUGAGCUUCCCAUUUAUUUGACGGGCCCGUGGGUAUCAGCGCGCUAUUGGGCUGCCAUCACUACCCUCAGGGCAAAGCUUGCCCGCAAGGGUCUCCUUAAAUUCAGAUCCUCCUAACAUAAUACCCAGGACGCUGCGCGUGUCCACGCUCCGGUUGUAUUGAUACUGGAUCCUUAUGGUUUUGCUCCCAUAAUCUUAGCAUUCAACUAUAUCACGGUCCAUUUUCUUCGAGGCAAAUUGCGACAAGAAAACACUAGGUUGUGUAUGUAUCAUCGUCUUCAUCUUCUCCAAUCCACAAAGUCACUGGCGCACGCCUUUCGCUCUUGCCUACGGAUCUUUGCUACAGUUCGUGUCAUAAGUUUUCGCCAAGGGACAAAACCGAUACAAUUUUGCCGGAAAAGCUUUGUGAGCCCAUAGCGGCAAAUAUAAUUACGCUCUUUAUAUGCCAUCAUGACUACGGCAUCCACCCCAAACCACCAUCAGCCGUCAACGUCGGCGGCCGAAUUUCCAGCAACCUCAACCACAACGUCGAAUGUUGACCCAAACACGCACCUUGCAACGAGUGGGUAUGCGCCUAGCGAAAAUCAAUUAGCUGGAUUGGUGGAGGCUGCCACAGCGGCUGCAGGACAAGACGUCUCGGAAUGGGCUGCGGCCGCUGCAGUCGCCGCUGCAGCUGGGGCGGCUGGGAAUACACAUCACCUAGAGGGCUAUGGACCGGACAUACAUAUGGAUGAUGACAGCUUUGCAGACGCAAGUUUUGCCGCUGGGAUCAAUGGCGGACGGGCUCUGCGAGGACCCGGAUCAGCUCCGGUGAAUGAACACGCUCAAACCUCUGGGUUGACCCGAGUUGGCACGAAGAAGAGGAAGAGAAACGAAGAUGCUCUUGAUCCCGCCUUGACAGGAGGGGGUCAUGUCGGCCUAGCAGGGGAUCAGCAAUCACACCACCAUAGUCACCACCCACAACAACAACAGCAGCAACAGCAGCAACAUCCGCAUCAUUACGGUGGUGAUGGGCUAGAUCUUCGAGGCGCCCCGCCACAAUCACUAUCUGAAGCUCGGGCGGUGGGCUUGCACUCGGCAGCCGCUCUCUUUCGCCAGCCCUCCAGCAACAAGAAAUACACUCGUCCACCCAUGUCCAAAUUGUUCUCCUCACUCGAGCUUUCUCCAGAAAACUUUUUGCACCUUCAGGCAGCAGCUAAAGCUUACAUGCUUGAUGAUCGUCAUCCUGAACGCCGUGACUGUGUAGGUCAACGCGGCAAGGGGGAUACAGAGAUGGUCAAGCUGCGGCUAUGGAAUUGCGUACGUCACUUUCUCGAGGGUGAGGGUCAUGGCGAGCGGUUCUUUGGAGAAGAUGUGGUCAAUGAAGGCAUGGGGCCCAGGGCAUACAUCUGGCCCCGGGAUCAACAGAAAAUUAUUUCACUGGUGAUACCCUUGUUGCGGCGAAUGGUAACGAACGAGCGACAGCGUCAGUAUGCUGUCGAAACGAGGAAAGGCGGCGGAGCGGAGGAGCGACGGCGACGGAAGACCGAGGACAGCCUGCAAAACUUCAAUGCGCACACGCCAACUGAGGAUCUACAACUUCAUUCUCAGCAUCACCAUCAGCAACAGCAACAUCAUCAGAUUCACGAUGAUUAUACUGCAAUGCAGACCCCGAUGUCAGCAUCGCAGCCCCCCAUGGGUUCCACCUCGCAGGCCGUGGAUCUGGGCCUAACAGAGCUUCUGCUUGACGGAUACACAACCGACUGGAAUGCAUUCGCUAAGUCCUAUGACAAUUAUAACCAGAACUGCGAACUCGACAAUCUCUGGUAUUUAUCGGGCCUACAGCAACCGGACUGGCGGGGCUUGGUGGCUGCCGUCGAUAGCCAUUACCAAGUCAUUCACAAUGGUGGCUAUGAAUGUCCUCCACAGUGUGAAGAUGACAAUAUACAACGUAUAUUAGAGGCUAAUGUUACUUCCGACUUACGGUGGCGGAUUGGUGGUAAUAUUCCACAGCCCGCGAGGAACGAAUUUGCAAGUAGCAUUACUCGCGACGUCUCGCGCAUCAUCCGCGACAAUCUUGCUGUGAAGCACGAACCGCAUGCUACAUCCCACGAUCAGACGUCUGUGUCACAAUCUCAGCACUUCCCGCCUUCCAAUUUACCACCGAUCCCUGGAGCUGCCUCUGCCGCCAGCAAUGUCAGGCCACCUUCGUCGCCCAUGUCUGUCUCUCUCCGUAUCAACCUUAUUCAGGACGGCAAACGCACACAUUCCCGACUUGAUCUGCCUGGCAGCCAGUGCCCUGACCUCGAGACGCUUAAGCAAGUGAUCUCCCGCCGGUUUUCGGGUCAGCUGCCGGGAUUAUCAUCUGAGUCAGGCUUGGACUCCGCUAGCGGCUGGGUCGCAGGGAUCAACUGGAAGUUCAAGGUAUGGCUACCAGAUGGAUUAACAACAGUACAAAAUGACGGCGACUGGACUAUUGCACUCUUGUCCGCGGGAAAUGUGGAUUGGAUGGACGGCGACCUGAGAGUCUUGGUUGAAUUUGAGGAAGCAUCUUGAUAGCAGGUAUGUUUGCCUGUCUAACGACCUGUUAUGACUUGACGCGCAUCAAUUUUCUGCAAGGACAUUUUCUGCUGAUGAAGCUGGGCGGGUUUUAAUUUCCAUGGUCUCGCAUUCAUACCCUUUUAUGCUGCUUUUACGGACAUGAGACACGAUGAUUUUCUCUAUAGAUACCAGUGGGUAAAUAGUGUAUACUCGCAGCGCUCUUGAUAAUCAUAAUACUGAUGU
Molecule: messenger RNA, 2800 nt
Organism: Aspergillus aculeatus ATCC 16872
Lineage: Eukaryota; Fungi; Ascomycota; Eurotiomycetes; Eurotiales; Aspergillaceae
Exons: 2
Coding region: 488-2572 (694 amino acids)
Source: RefSeq, a predicted model, not a curated record